Molecule: messenger RNA, 2534 nt
Organism: Cuculus canorus (common cuckoo)
Lineage: Eukaryota; Metazoa; Chordata; Aves; Cuculiformes; Cuculidae
Gene: ENY2
Product: ENY2 transcription and export complex 2 subunit
Exons: 5
Coding region: 178-468 (96 amino acids)
Biological process (GO): positive regulation of DNA-templated transcription; regulation of transcription by RNA polymerase II; poly(A)+ mRNA export from nucleus
Cellular component (GO): SAGA complex; nuclear pore; DUBm complex
Molecular function (GO): transcription coactivator activity; chromatin binding
Source: RefSeq, a predicted model, not a curated record
GAGGCAUGCUGAGAGCUGUAGUCCAAGGCCCGCAUCAGGCCUGAGCCCCCGGGCACGCUGGGCGCUGUAGUCCAGGCCCGAGCCCCGCCCCGAGCCCCGGGAGUCGCAGUCGCCGAACGGGCGGCGCCUUCCCCGACUCCGGUUCCCGGCGGUGCGCGGAAAUCCUAGGGUUCCAAAAUGAAUAAGGAUGCCCAGAUGAGAGCCACCAUUAACCAAAAGCUGAUAGAAACAGGAGAGCGAGAACGCCUUAAGGAGUUGCUGAGAGCCAAAUUAAUUGAAUGCGGCUGGAAGGAUCAGUUGAAGGCACAUUGCAAAGAUGUCAUUAAAGAAAAAGGAUUAGAGCAUGUUACUGUUGAUGAUUUGGUGGCAGAAAUCACACCCAAGGGCAGAGCCUUGGUACCUGACAGUGUAAAGAAAGAACUCUUGCAAAGAAUAAGAACCUUCCUUGCCCAGCAUGCCAGUCUUUAACUUUGACGUUCAUCUGACAUACAGUAUUUCUGUUUCUGUAUUAUGUCAGUCAUGUCAGGAUUUUUUUUUUUUUUGUAUGAUAAGUUGAAGUUUCUUUGUACUGCAUUGAUUUCUUAAACUUGAUGUUAUUUUAAUAAAAAAUUUUGUGGAUGUGGCGUUCGAAGGCUCUUUUCUCUAUCAGUGCACUAUAGUAUGGUGUAACCUAUUGCAGUUUUUAAUAAUCCAAAUUUUAUACAGUUGUGCAAACCUGAUCAGCUUUUCAAAAAAAUAAGCACGAUUAACAAGUAUGUUAACUAGAAAUGCAGAAGGGAGAAAAAAAAGUUUGUGGAAAAUGGCCCAUGACAUGCUACUGAGCAUAUCCUUUCUACUUUUCCCUGAUUAAUAUCUGGACAGAAUAAAGAAGUUAAGACUGUGGAAUGUUGUUCAUAUUCAUCCGGGGGAUGAUGUGAUUGAGAGCAGCUCUGCAGAAGAGGACUUGGGGGUGCUGGUCGAUGAGAAGCUCAACAUGAGCCGGCAGUGUGCACUCGCAGCCCAGAAGGCCAACCGUAUCCUGGACUGUAUCAAAAGAAGUGUGGCCAGCAGGUCAAGGGAAGUGAUUCUGGACCUCUAUUCCUCUCUUGUGAGACCUCAUCUGGAGUAUUGUGUCCAGUUCUGGAAUCCUCAACAGAAGAAGGAUAUGGAACUGUUGGAACGGGUCUAGAAGAGGGCUACAAAGAUGAUCAUAGGGCUGGAGCACCUCCCAUGCAAGGACAGGCUGAGAGAGGUGGAGUUGUUCAGCCUGGAGAAGACAAGGCUCCAGGGAGACCUUAUAGCGACCUUCCAGUACCUGAAGGGGGCCUACAAGAAAGCUGGGGAGGGGCUGUUUACAAAGGCUUGUAGUGAUAGAGGCAAUGGGUAUAAACUGGAGAGGGACAGAUUUAAAUUAGACAUAAGGAAGAAUUUCUUCCUCAUGGGAGUGGUGAGGCACUGGCACAGGUUGCCCAGGGAAGUUGUGGAUGCCCCAUCCCUGGAGGUGUUCAAGGCCAGGUUGGGUGGGGCCUUGGGCAGCCUGAUCCAGUGGGACAUGUCCCUGCUGGACUAGAUUAUCUUUAAGGUCCCUUCCAAUCCAAACUGUUCUAUGAUUCUAUGAUCUGAGUGCUUCUUUGCUAGAGAGUGAGUGGUCUGAAGUGUCUUGAGUUUUUGCAAAUAUUCACUCAGUAAUUCAUAACAAGAUGAAUUCUUCAAAGAAAGGCAGUCAUAUCUUUCAUCAAGAAUUCUCCACGUUAAUUAGAGUCACUAUUCUGAUCCAUGACUACUGCCCAUAUUGCUGGUAAUUUUUCAUUAUGUGGAUAUUUGGGGCCUUUUGAAAAUUUGCCAACGUAAGUCUACUAAGAUGAUAUAGUCUAAAUUCUUGUACCUGGAACCGCAAUGUCACCCAGGUCUAUAAAUAGCUGUGAAAAUAGUUGAAUAGAGAAGAUCAGGAAAGAAGGGAAACAGUUGUAUUUUUUGCCAUCUUCAGUUUGUGGCAUUCAACAGGUGAUGGAGGAGAUCCAUAAGCAGAAAAUAAGCAAUUAGAUACUGGUGUGGCUUGGCUACUAUGAAAAAUUAAUUGACUCAGCAUAAAUAUUCAUGCUCCCAAUUAAAAGAGUAUCCUAAACCCAGUCUCUAAGGGUGGCAUUGAGGUCUUGCCUGCCUCAGCGGGUUUGGGUGGGGAGGGUGGUUGCUGCUCCCGCUCUGCUCCCCAGCCCCGUGCCCCUCAGCUUUUCACUGGGAAAAGAAUGGUCUCUGCUACCCUGGGGGAGGGCUCCCAUGGCAGUUGGGGCUGUGCUGGCCACCACUGGCCUGGGGAUGGCUCAGCAAUGUAGUCCACCCACACUGCGUGGGGAAGCAGGCGGCAUCAUGGAGUCAUCUAGGCUUGAAAAUACCUUUCAGAUCAUCGAGGCCAACUGUAGACCUGUAACUGCCAAGCCCACCACCAAAUGAGGUCCUUAAACACCACAUCUUUUAAAUAACUCCAGGGAUCAUAGAAACUGUGAAUGGUUUGAGUUCGAAGGAACCUUAAGGAUCAUCAAUUCCAACUCCCCUGU